GAAACGAGAUCAUUUUCUACGGACUAUCACCACGACUUGCAACUCGUGCAAUUAAUUAACUUGCGCAAUUAACGACUACAUAAAUUUCGUAAGUAUUUUCAUCGGAACACCAAUAUAUCUCGCGCAAAAACAUGUCACUUAAGAAUCAAACAGGAUGCGAUAAACAAAACCGGAUGUGAUAAGAACUUUCUAAGCAUCGUGACAUUUUACGCCCACGAACAAUAAUGAUUUCUUCAGCGAGACAUGCGUGAAUGGAUCUCGCUCUGAAUGUUUUCGAUCUGGACGCAAUGUGUUCAUCGAUUUGCGGAUUGAGAGCGCGAGAUAACGUACGAAUCGCUGAAUAUCUCAAAAACAAAGAGAUUCCGUUCGAUGCGCUAAUUCGCGAGGUCCGCGGAUAUCACGCUAGUCGUAGAGCUUCCGCGUUAUAUUCGCGAUCGCGUUUCGAUGGGACUCCGUCGCGAUGUAAAAUAAUAAAGCGCGCGUCGCGUGCGACUAACAUCGCGAGUGUCGUGCAAAGUACGGGCAAUUAUUCUAUCGCGAUGAUUAAUACGCGCGAUCGUAAUUAACCGCGUUUUCGCGAGUGCUGUGUUAUAGCAGUGUUAUAGCAGACGACUCCGACAGGAGAGGAUGACCUGAGAGUUUCAAUGUAAUCACAAUCCCGCCGCUCCACAUCGUAUCGAAAGAUGGAUAACAUCUUUGGGAAGGAAGACUCCGGCGAUGAAAGAGACGGCGAACGUAAGGACGUCGAAGAACAUAAGGAUAACAAAAGUAGUCCACCACAAAACUCAGGGUCUAAAGACGCCGAAGUUAUGGAGGUCGACAGUGUGCAAGUUAAGGCAGAGUCGGACGCAAUGAGCUCUCGGUCGCAGUCGGACGCUGAAGAGACUAUAGAAAACGUAGGCUCUAAUGCUGCCUGCCCGGUUGCGGAGACAGUAGAGAUUGUGAAGCAGGAGCUUCAUACGAAGGAGGAGGAACAGAUCGCGGAAGAUAUAUUCGGUAAUGACAUUAUGAUACCUCGCCCUAACCCAGUCAGUUCUACGAAAGAAAGGCGGGAGAGCAAAGAGAAGAGCAGAAAGGAAGUAGAAGAGGAGGAGAGGGAAAAGAUGCAGGUGCUAGUGUCUAACUUCACUGAGGAUCAACUCGACAGAUACGAGAUGUACAGACGAUCUGCAUUCCCGAAAGCCGCUAUAAAGAGGAUCAUGCAAACCAUAACGGGCUGUUCAGUGUCUCAGAACGUUGUCAUAGCUAUGUCAGGCAUUGCCAAGGUAUUUGUUGGUGAAAUCGUUGAGGAAGCUCUAGAUGUUAUGGAGACCCAGAAUGAAACUGGUCCGUUACAACCGAAGCACUUGAGAGAAGCCGUCCGCCGAUUAAGACUGCAGGGUCAAAUACCGAACGGUCGAGCGCACAAAGCAUUUUUCAGACUAUAAUCAGCUCCAUAUUUGCAUAUCAAUUAUAUAUAAUAUAUUAUUUACGGUAGUUCUCUCAUGCGUCGACUGCAAUGCGUGGAGUAAGCCUGACAUAAGGAGUAAGAGAGAACUUUUAGCGUAAGGAAGCUAAAAUACAGGCAUAAUUUUUAAAAUAUUUGUAAUACUGGCCGCGAUUGCGUUCUCAUUCGCCGUAAGCGUGAGAGCUGAAGAAGGAGUUAGAAAUAAACUUGAUUUAUUUCCUUACUCCUACUGCUUACUCCAGGCUUACUCCACGCAUUGCAGACGACGCAAUACAGAAGCCUAUGGACACUUAGAAUUUAUGAAUGUAAUGUAAGUAUAAAUUAUGCGAUUCGCCCAGUGGUCACAAUCGGGCCUUUUACAUAUUAAAUUAUUACGGCUGUUCACCUUUUACAUUCUAAACGUUAUCGGUUAGUUAAAACUCAUUAUGAUAGAUGUACAUUUUACUAGCAACCGUUUUACGUUUUCCAUCUUGAAGCAUAUUAAGCCGAGUAUAAUUAUGUAUAUUUUUAUAUUGCAAAUUUUAUCAUUACAUAAUAAUUAUCAAUUUUAGAUGAUUGUGAGUCGUCAAGGCACGUGGAUCAGACAAACAGCAAAUAUUUUGUUACAUACUCGGUACACAUGCAUGCAAUCAUAUGCAAGUUUGUAUUUCGGGAGUUUCACGAAUACAAUGAUCAUGUUACAUCUCGUACGAUAAGAAAGUCUAGUGUUACGUAUUUAUCGGAAUUUUAAGUCUCCCGCGGCAUUUUCCCCUAGACUCAACAUCGAAAGUUCAGCGCCGCGCGAGGCGCACUCAUCGCGAGGACUAGGGCCCUUCGUGUCCUUUUCGGUUUAGCUCGGUUAGUUAGUUGGUUGCUGCAAGGCGGGCUAGCAGACAAGAUCGCUCUGGUAGGCCCUCGUAAGCAAGCAGGCGUGUGCGACAAGUCCGAUAUCUCUGGCGAUACACAAAGUUGCGGUGUGCAUCGAGAAAAUCAAGCGUGUAAUCUCCGAAAUAUACACAUACAAGCUAA
This is a messenger RNA of Vollenhovia emeryi, 2455 nucleotides long. RefSeq names its product transcription initiation factor TFIID subunit 11 (gene Taf11). Gene Ontology annotation, cellular component: transcription factor TFIID complex; nucleus. The record is from RefSeq and is a predicted model, not a curated record. Lineage: Eukaryota; Metazoa; Arthropoda; Insecta; Hymenoptera; Formicidae. Gene Ontology annotation, biological process: RNA polymerase II preinitiation complex assembly; transcription initiation at RNA polymerase II promoter. Gene Ontology annotation, molecular function: protein heterodimerization activity; transcription coactivator activity. The coding region runs from base 684 to 1427 and encodes 247 amino acids. The transcript has 6 exons.